AGGAAAUGGAUUGCAUUGUGGAUCAGAUGAUGACAGUGGCCGAGUACUUGGGAUGGGAUGUCACUGAGUUGAAGCCGAUAUUACAGGACAUGAUGGUUGAGAUCGAUUAUGACGCCGACGGAACUGUAUCUCUGGACGAAUGGAAAAGGGGUGGACUCACUACCAUUCCUCUAUUAGUGCUCCUGGGCUUAGACUCUCUCCACAAUAACUGUGCCUCACAAGUCAAACCCGAAUGUAAUUUAGGCCAACAUAGGGAUCAUAUAUUAGCGCCGGCAUCCAUUGUGCCCAUAGUUCUCGUGAGU
Molecule: messenger RNA, 302 nt
Organism: Oppiella nova
Lineage: Eukaryota; Metazoa; Arthropoda; Arachnida; Sarcoptiformes; Oppiidae
Source: the annotation of a GenBank genome assembly